CCACUUUUCUGUUGUUUGUCUGCAGGGUUUCUGUUUCUCCCCGGCGGGCUCAUGCUCCAGGUUUAGGGUGGGGGGGCGUUCCCCCAUUCUGCCAUGAAAGCCUUCACCCCCCAGCGCACCCGUCACCUGUCCGACUGCGAGCCGCCUCGCUCUCCCGCUCACCUGGGCUCUGUGUACCCGCCAUCCCACACGCCAUACCUCUUACCGUCAGCAAUGGAUCAUUACGGAGCGCUUGACCCUCACCAUUUCUCCCCGGCCCCGGGACCCGGAGGCCUGCCGCCCGACUGCUUGAUGCCCCUCAACAACCAGCUGUCCUCUAGCAGCACCUUCCCCAGGAUCCACUACAACUCACACUUUGACCAGGGUGAGUUCGGGCCCUCGGGAGCCGACAGCAUCGGAGGAAUCAGCACUGGCACCAUGGGCACCUCUAUGUCCAUGGGAAUGGGUCUCGGAGUGGGACGGACCGCCAUGAUCACCAGCGGAUCCGCAACUAUAUCUGGGGCAGGAAAGAUGAACCGGUUGCCACCGAAUCUCCUGGACCAGUUUGAGAAGCAGUUGCCAGGCCAGCAGGACGGAUUCAGCACGUUACAGUUUCACCGCAGCACCGCAGUCACAACGACGAAACAGCAGCAACAACAGCGCACAGACAGCCCGGGGAAAAUCCGCUACUUAGUUCACUCCGUCCAGAAACUUUUUGCUAAAUCCCAGUCUCUUGAAAACUCCGCCAUCAAAGCAAACAUGAACGGUCGCAACAGCAGAUCAUCAAGCAGCGAUGACAAACAUCACAGGAGCAAAAGCAAAGAUCGAGCGAAGAGCGAAGGAACGGCCAAGAGAAGGCCCAGAUCUAAUAUGUCUGGAUACUGGAGUUCUGACGACUUAGAUAGUGAUGUAAGUAACUAUAGAAACCCCAUGGCCAUGAUGACUUUAGGUCGGCAAGGUGUGGGAUCUGGACCAGGUCCGGAUAGUCAGGUGGCGUCUAGAUAUUACAUGCAGGGCUACAGCACUAUUAGCGAGCACACGUUGAAAUCCUCAAAGAGUAACAGUGACCUGAAGCACCAGCCGCUCCCUGCACUCCCGGCUCCUGGAGGAAUCGGAGGAGGGAGAGCGCAGAUGUUCGAUGGGAACUUUAGUAAAGCGGGACCCUGGUCCACGCUUACUUUAGGACCCACUAGACAAGUGUGCCAGAAGGGGUCGGCCACGCUGGAUCGCACCCUGCUGAAGUCUAAAUCCGUCCAGCAGGAUCUGGGCUGCCACUUUCUGCAGGUGCGAGGAAGGAUGCCGUCCACCGGUGAGUGGUCAGGGACUCUGGGCAGAAGUGGUCCAAUGGGUGAGAUCCCCUGUAGACGGAUGCGGAGCGGAAGUUAUGUGAAGGCCAUGGCAGACCUGGAGGAUAGUGAAGAUUCUGACGGGAGUCCCAAACCCUCACCCAAAAGCGCAGCGCGGAGGCAGAGCUACCUACGCGCAACACAGCAAUCACUAAGUGACCAGUUCCCCUCAAGAAACUGUCUUCCGUCUCUGCGAGAGUUUUCUGGGAACCGCAGUCUGGAUAAUCUGGACUGCAUUGGAGGAGGAUCUCCAUUCCCCAACUGGGAUGAUGAUGACUUCAGUCAGGGCUGCAGUACACUGGGCCGAGGCAGCUGCAUCAGUCAGAUGCGAGACAUGGAGAUGAGCCAGCAUUAUGCAGAUGAGCUGGAAGACAUCCAUCCUCACCCCCGAUGCUCGGAUCCGCCUGACGUCCCCAUGCCAACAUGCUUCCGCUCCCGUAGCCAUAGUUACCUUCGUGCCAUCCAAGCAGGAUGUUCCCAAGACGACGACACAGCGUCAAUGGACUCUGAUUCACCGCCUCCCACAACCACAACAACCGUCCGCACCUACAGCAACAGCACCGUCUCCACAUGUAUGACCACCUGUAAGAAGAUCGCUCCUCCUCCAGUUCCUCCCAGAACCACAUCCAAGCCGUUCAUCUCUGUGACGGUGCAGAGCAGCACAGAGUCUGCGCAGGAUUGCUAUCCGGACCGCAAGAGCGACGGCAACAGCCAAUCAGGACGCAGCAACUCCUCUGAUAGCCUGGACAGUACGCGAGCCAACAGUUUAGCCAAAGGGACGCGUCCGCAGAUCCCCGUAGCGGCGCCGCGAGAGCCGCAGAUUCCAGCGGCGGUGGUCAUUUCUCCAAACGCUCUCAGAGAAACACACAAUGAGCCGCUGAAGGGGGAAACACUCGCUGCGGACGAACCCCCGCUCGAACCCGUGCCCCGACGCAAACUCUCCUCCAUCGGGAUUCAGGUGGACUGUAUUCAGGAAAUCCAGGCUAAAGUGGAGACUCCUCCGCCAUUGGCCAGAUUCCAGUCUAUCGGGGUUCAAGUGGAGGACGGCUGGACUUUCAGCCGCUCCAGUAGUAUGGCCUCUCGGCAGGAGACGGACUCCGACACGCAGGAUCUGUCGCUGACGUCGCUCACGUUCCAGAGCGGCUCCAAAAGCGCCGAGCAGAAGGUGAUGGUGAGCUGCGGCAGUCAGGCGGUGGACUCUCCUCCACCUCCUCCUCCUCCUCAGGACAGUGACCCGCCGGUGAGCAGCAGCGGACCCUCACGGCAGAUCCUCACCCACCGCUCCACCACACAGAGCAGCUCGUCCUCCUUCUCUGAGAGCCUGGACCCGGCGCUGGACCCGUCAGCUCUGCCGCCGCCCGACCCCUGGCUGGAGAGCGGGAACGGGACGGGGAACGGCUGCUCCAAUCAGCCCCUGAGCUCCGGCACCGCCUGCAGACGGGAUGGACACUGGUUCCUGAAGCUGCUGCAGGCCGAGACGGGACGCAUGGAGGGCUGGUGCUGUCAGAUGGAGAAGGAGACCACAGAACACCAGCUCUCAGAGGAGGUGUUGGGGAAGGUGCGCAGUGCGGUGGGCAGCGCUCAGCUCCUCAUGAACCAGAAGUUCCAGCAGUUCAGAGGCCUGUGUGAACAAAACCUGAAUGUGAACGCAAACCCGAGGCCCACGGCUCAAGAUCUGGCAGGGUUUUGGGACCUCCUGCAGCUCUCGAUAGAAGAUAUCAGCCUCAAGUUUGAUGAGCUUUAUCAUCUCAAAUCAAACGACUGGAAGCUCAACGGAGAAUCACCUGAGAAACAGGAGAACCAGAAACAGGCUCCUCCGGUGCCCAAGAAACCCGGAAAAAGCAAACCAACCCUGGGCCGCGAAAAAAGCACAGAGUCGGUGGACAAACAGAGACAGGAGGCUCGAAAAAGGCUGAUGGCAGCCAAAAGAGCGCAGUCUGUAAAGCAGAACUCAGCCACCGAGAGCGCAGACAGCAUCGAAAUCUACGUCCCUGAAGCCCAGACGCGACUCUGAGGAAAAAACAGAGACCGCCAACCACUGCUCAAGGGCUCCGGCAUCACACACACACACUAAAACACACACGGAGGCUGCUUUUGUCUUCAGACGGCGACGUUUAUUUCAACAGGUGAGAAGGAAACUGAACUGCCAAGGAAAACCUCACUUAAUAGUUGCAAUCGCUAUUAUUGAUAUGAUUAUUAACUGAUAUUAAUAAUGAUUAUCGUCAUAAAAUCCUAUAUCAGAUUGUUUUAAAUGUCUAUUAUUUUGGAUAAGAACUCUUGUAGGGAAAAAACCCUCUUCUUUCGGCCCACCGCUUGAGUCUGGAAUCAACGUCUUCCCAUUUUGGAUUCAUUUUUUCAUCCUUUAAAUUAUCUUUGGCUUUUCCUCCGGACACUCCAGUGUUUUUCAGAUCCAGCAGGUGGCGCUCUUCCGUUUCUCUUAUUGCUUUUGUGGAUGAAAGUGCAGUCGUGUCUCCAUCUCAGGUCCUGAAGUCAAGCUUUUCAAUCCCAGUGUUCCCUUUGCUCACGAACCAACCUGAUGUUUUAUCAAAUGAAGUGCCUGUCGAUCAUUAUUGUGGGUGAUUAUUAUAUGAGCCCUGUAGCAAUAUGGAAGAUGAUUAUAUCACAGUAUAUUCACUGUUUAGCACUCCUUUGUGUUGCAUUUCGUCGUUCUGACUCCCACUCGAUAUGCACAAACACGUAGCUCAUAUCAUCACUGACAUAUUUGUCCUGUAGUUUCAAAUUUAGUUAUGAAUUUGGGUGAAGAAUGUCACGUUUGACUAGUUUUGCGUAACAAAAAAUAUGUUUUGGCAAUUUAUUUAUAGUACAACAGUGUUUUUGGGAGCAAAAACUUGUCUACUUUCAGUACAUUUUUGUCACAUUCAUACAUUCAGAGAACUACAAACACACUUUUGGCAUCCUAAUGAAAAUGUGAGGUGUAAGACAUUUAAUGGCAUCAAAGGUGUGAUCCGGCUUGCUGUAAAUGCCUAAAGUCAUUUUUUAUAUAGGUUUCAUAAAGCUAAAAGGCACAUUUCAUCUAAAAAUGAACAUUCUUACUCAUAAAUCAGGAAAUCUUAAGUCCAUUCCAUAUCGGAAAACUAAAAAUAGGCAAAAAAAAAAAAAAAUCAGCACCACAGCGCCCUCUAGUGGAUUUGUCAUCUGAAACGUACAGCAAAACCUAGGGUUAGUAAUGUAUUUCAGAUUUGCAAUAAAGCAGACAGCGCCAUCCAGUGUAUUUGUCAUCUGCAACAUGCAACUAAAUUUAUUUUGAAUAAAUCCUACUCAACAAUGCUUCAGAAUAUACUUCUACUGAAGAAAUAUACUUGGGAAAUCAUUUAAUUAUGAUCUAUAUCAAAAAAGACAUUAUAUUUUAGUCAGAAAUGUACAUUUUUCUAAAUUCUUUGACGAAUAAAGGAACACCAAAUCAGCACCACAGCGCCCUCUAGUGGAUUUGUCAUCCGAAACGUACAGCAAAACCUACGCUAAGCAAUGUAUUUCAGAUUUGCAAUAAUGCAGACAGCGCCCUCUAGUGGAUUUGUCAUUUUAAACGUAACAAAAUUUAAUUUGAAUUAAUGCUACUCAACAAUGCUUCAGAAUAUACUUCAACUGAAUAAAUAUACUUCAGAAAUCAUUCAAUUAUGAUUGAUAUAUAAAAGGGCUUCAUGUUUUUUUUUCAGAAUUAUACAUUUUUUUUUUAAAUUUUUAAAAUUCUUUGACGAAUAAAGGAGCACCAAAUCAGCACCACAGCGCCCUCUAGUGGAUUUAUCAUUUGAAUCGUACAGCAAAACCUAGGCUUAGUGAUGUAUUUCAGAUUUGCAAUAAUGCAGACAGCGCCCUCUCGUGGAUUUGUCAUUUUAAACAUAACGAAAUUUAAUUUGAAUUAAUGCUACUCAACAAUGUUUCAGAAUAUACUUCAACUGAAUAAAUAUACUUGAGAAAUCCUUCAAUUAUGAUCGAUAUAUAAAAGGGCUUCAUGUUUUUUAAUAAGGAUAAAGGAAUAAAGGAACACCAAAUUAACACCACAGCGUCCUCUAGUGUAUUUUUCAUCUGAAACAUGCAACUAAAUUUAAUUUGAAUAAAUCCUACUCAACAAUGCUUCAGAAUAUACUUAUACUGAAGAAAUAUACUUGAGAAAUCAUUAAAUUAUGAUCUAUAUUAAAGAGACAUUAUAUUCUUGUCGGAAUUAUACAUUUUUCUAAAUUCUUUGACGAAUAAAGGAACACCAAAUCAGCACCAUAGCGCCCUCUAGUGGAUUUAUCAUCUGAAACAUUACAAAACUUACGCUAAGUGAUGUGUUUUAGAUUUGCGAUAAUGCAGACAGUGCCCUCUAGUGGAUUUGUCAUCUAAAACAUACAACAAAACCUACGAAAAUUAAUGUAUUUUAAUAUUUGCAAUAAUGUAGACAGCGCCCUCUAGUGAAUUUGUCAUAUUAAACAUGCAACGAAAAUUAUUUAGAAUUAAUUAUUCUCUUGUGAAUUACUCAACAAUCCUUCAGAAUAUACUUCAACUGAAGAAAUUACUUCAGAAAUCAUUACUGUAAGAUGAUUUGCAAUUAAAAAUGGCUUCAUAUUUUUGUCGUAAUUAAAUUUUUUAAAUGUAUUGAUGAAUUAUGAGUUCAAAAGAACAGCAUUUAUCUGUUGCAGAAAUUCAAAUGACUCCCUUUUGAAGAAUUGAAUGCAUCCAUGUGGAAUUAAAAGUAUCAACUACUUUACAAAACAUCAAAUCUUACUGACCUCAGACUUGUGAAGGAUUAUUUAAAUUGACUGUAUUGUUCUGAGCUUCUGGUGUGAAUUGCACUUUUCAGUUUUCAGCGGUUCACUCAUUCUCAAGCCGUUGACGCCUGUAAACGUCUGACAGUCUCAUAUUUAUCUGACAGCACACCACACACACUAAACAAUGAGUCGGGAUGAUGAGCUUGAAUACCUGAAUGCUCAUAUCCUGUGUUUAGCAAACCCAAAAUCAGGUUAGAUGGACUGUUAAUGCUUAACAAAAACUGUCAUUGCAGUUUUUGAAACAAUCACAAUUAAAUCAGCACAAAGAUACUAAUAUGAAGGAGAGAGUAGAAGUACUGUAUAUUUUAUUGCAUUUUUACAAAGAAAGGAAACAGUUUAUGUAGAAAUUUACACUAUUUUUGGGAGGAAAACAGACAGCGUUUGCUUUAAAAACCACUGACCGCUCUGAUGCGGCACCCAGGGCUUUGUGUUGGGUCCGUUUAUGUUCAUGCUGCUGGGAUAAACUAGAUAAUCUGUGUUCUUGCUAUUUAAUCAAUUUAUAGUUUUAAAAAACACUUGAAUGGAAACACAUAAUGGACCUUAAACACUCAAAAGUAAACAUUGAUCUUAAAUCAAUCUUAAAAUAAGGAAUAUCGAUGCAUUGCAAAGUAAAAAUGAACAGCUUAUUUUGUUUGACUAGAUGAAAUAGACCUUUAUGUAACUUUUGAUCAGGGAUGUGAAAUUAAAUUCAGUUUAACACGCAUUCAAUAUCCACACUAAUGUAAAUCAUAAGUCACCUUGUCCAGUUAUAUUAAUAUUGCUCCAGUUUAGUUUAUUUCAGUCCUUUUUUAUUUGUAUUUAAACUUAUUUUUAUUGCAUUGCAUUGCAGUAAUUUUGUUGGAGAAACUUAUUGUUUAAAGAAAAUACAAAGUAAUGAGAAUCAAAUAUGAAACAUGAGACCAAAAAACUCAAGUUACAGUUGGAAAAUAAACUCUCAAGCACAAAACUGUGAAUUAUUUUGUGGAAAACAGACAAUGUUUGCUUCAAAAACCACUAAGCGUUCUGAUGUGGCACCCAGGGCUUUGUGUUGGGCCCGUUUAUGUUCAUAGAUAAACUGUUUUCUUGGUAUUUAAUAAAGUUAUGGUGUUUAAAGAAAUGUGUAAAUGAAAAUGUAAACAAUAAUGGAACCCAUAAAAACACUCAAAAGUAAACAUUCAGUAAAGCAAAUUCUAAAUAAUUCUCUUAAUUAAUCUUAAAACAAGGAAUUGUAAUGCAUUGCAACAUAAAAAUGAACAGCCUACUUUAUUUGACUAGAUAAAAUAGACUUUUGUGUAACUUUUAAUCAGGGAUGUGAGAUUAAAUUCAGUUUAACACAUGAUUUAUUUUAGUCUGGAUAUCAAAUGUAAGUCGUCAUGUCCACUUGCAUUAAAAUUGCUCCAUUUUUGGUUUAUUUCAGUCCUUUUCAUAUAUGCUUUAAAAAUUAUUUUAAUUGCAUUGCAGUAAUUUUGUUGACGAACAAAUUUUGUUGCUUCAAAAACCACUGACCGCUCUGAUGCGGCACCCAGGGCUUUGUGUUGGGCCCGUUUAUGUUCACGCUGCUUAGGUAAACUAGAUAAACUGUGUUUUUGGUAUUUAAUAAAUUUACAGUUUAAAAAGGUAAACCAUAAUGGACCUUGUAAAAGUAAACAUUCAGUAAAGCGAACUCAAAAUAAUUCUCUUUAAUUGAUCUUAAAUCAAUCUUUAAAUAAGGAAUGUCGAUGCAUUGCAAAGUAAAAAUGAACAGCUUAUUUUGUUUGACUAGAUAAAAUAGACCUUUAUGUAACUUUUGAUCAGGGAUGUGAAAUUAAAUUCAGUUUAACACGCAUUCAAUAUCCAGACUAAUGUAAAUCAUAAGUCACCAUGUCCAGUUAUAUUAAUAUUGCUCCAGUUUGGUUUAUUUCAGUCCUUUUUUAUUUGUAUUUUAACUUAUUUUUAUUGCAUUGCAUUGCAGUAAUUUUGUUGGAGAAACUUAAUGUGUAAAGAAAAUACAGAUUAAUGAGAAUCAAAUAACCUUGAGACCAAGUUACUAUAAAACAGUUGGAAAAUAAACUCUCAAGCACACAACUGUAGAUUAUUUUGUGGGAAACAGACAAUGUUUGCUUCAAACACCACUGAGCGCUCUGAUGUGGCACCCAGGGCUUUGUGUUGGGCCCGUUUAUGUUCAUAGAUAAACUGUUUUCUUGGUAUUUAAUAAAGUUAUGGUGUUUAAAAAAACACUUGAAUAAAAAUGUAAUAAUAAUGGAACCUAUAAAAACACUCAAAAGUAAACAUUCAGUAAAGCAAAUUCUAAAUAAUUCAGUUUAACACACAUUCGAUAUCCACACUAAAGCAAAUCAGAAGUGGUCAUGUCCAGGUAUAUUAAUAUUGCUCCAGUUUUGGUUAUUUCAGUCCUUUUUAUAUGUACUUUUACUUUGUUUUAUUGCAUUGCAGUAAUUUAGUUUUUAAAGAAACACUGAUUAAUGAGAAUCAAAUAUGAAAAAUGAGACCAAAAAAAAUCUAAUUUCAAUCAAACAGAUGGAAAAUAAUCUCUCAAGCUCAUAAACACAACUACGGACAAAUCAGCCGACAUCUGCAGACAUAUGCAUUCAUCAGAUUUAUUUAUUGAUUUUAAUUUUCAUCAUGAUGUGAUCAUCUACACUUCCUGGGACAGUCUUUUUCCUGAUGUGUUUCACUGUCCAGUGACUGAUGUGAGAUCUCUGAUGUGUGAUUUCUGAUGCUGUAUGCUCACAAGUUUGUACUCCAUCAUGUUUGUGGGCUUCCCUGAGGAUGACAACAACACAAAACACAGAUUUUUUUUGUGGAGAACGGACCGCGUUUGCUUCAAAAAUCAUCCACCGCUCUCAUGCGGCACGCAGGGCUUUGUGUUGGGCCCGUCUCUGUUCAUGCUGCUCGGAUAAACUACAGUUUUCUACACGGAAAAAUACGGCAGCGCUCGGGAUAUGAUCUCUGAUAAACCCGACAACACACAAUCUUUCUUCUGCUGUGUUUUGCUGGAGUUUUUUGGGGUCGUCAGAGAAUAAAUCAUCUAAAUGCAAGAGUUUGUAGCAACAAGAAUUAAGAUUAUUAUUGUUAUUAUAAAGAUUGAUAAUCGAUAUUUUAUGAAACAAGCACAUAUUUUAAUGACUAGGAUUUGUUCAAUAUGUCUAAUGCUAUAUGAAGUUUAGGCUGUGUAUGUCAGGGUCUUUUGUUUAGUAAGAAAUACAGUAAAUACGAGUUAAGUUAAAA
This is a messenger RNA of Danio rerio (zebrafish), 9298 nucleotides long. Lineage: Eukaryota; Metazoa; Chordata; Actinopteri; Cypriniformes; Danionidae. The record is from RefSeq and is a predicted model, not a curated record.